This is a messenger RNA of Daphnia pulicaria, 1755 nucleotides long. RefSeq lists its product as uncharacterized. The record is from RefSeq and is a predicted model, not a curated record. The transcript has 5 exons. Lineage: Eukaryota; Metazoa; Arthropoda; Branchiopoda; Diplostraca; Daphniidae. The coding region runs from base 1 to 825 and encodes 274 amino acids.
AUGCAGAUUUGCAAGCAAGCGGUGACAAACAACGAGUUUAAUGAUUCAUGGCGACACUUGGCUAUCCAAGUUAUCAUAACUUUGUCAAAUACUGAACCGGAAGCUACUGCAGCAUUGAUGGAAGUCCUCGAGCAACGCCGGGAGUCUAGAAACGAUUCUCCACAUGUCCAAUUUGUAAGAAAUUAUUCUUACAAAUUCCAACAGCAAAAUCUUUAUGGAUUCAUGACUAGCUUUGUUGGAACAUCAUUUACCCUAACCUGUCACAAAGAACACGAACUUUACCAUGCGGUAUUGACCGUUUAUGGUGAGGACACACCAAUUCACAGUCGUGAAGAACUAAAAACAAAUGCUGAACAUCUAGUGCUAUUGCGUUAUGUAAACGACCUUUACGGAAAUCAUUACAUGACACGGAGAUACCAACCAGGAUCAAGAUUUGAGGAGUUCAAGAACAGAAUUCAAAUUGGCUUAGCAGAAAUCGGAAACUACCAUCCACACGUUGCCGUCCUGCAAUUGGAAAAAACUUUUCGACGUCCGGCGUUGAGAUGCGAGGAGUGGCCUAACGUGGGAUUCCCGCUGGGGGCAGUACCACGCUACCAAUGCAAGUUGACAAUCAGACCACCAAACACUAAUGAUCAAUACGAAGAGAUUGCGUUUGCUCCACAGAAACAGGAAGCAAAGGUGGCGGCGUUCACAAGAAUGGCCAUCAAGCUUUUUCUAGCUGGAGUAAUUGAUGCAUACAGCCCACUGUUAACAGAGGAAAAGGAAUGUGUCGUCCUCGUGUGGCCGGCGACACAUUUCGGGCAUCUAUACUCAAGCAGAUAUUGACAGCUGUAAAACCGCUGCUUGGAAGACCAGAACGCAGUACGCGUUUGGAAGCCGAUAGGUGCAUGGACAGCCUUGUCCGUCACUUGCCGGCCGAGGAUCUACAAGCACUACUGCGAGAAGCAAGUGACGAAGAUAUCCGUGAAAAUCCAGAGCUCAUCUGGACUAUCAACGAAGUUUUGUCGAUUUUGUUGCAUGCUGGACCUCGACCAAUGCAACAGCGUCCUGCUGAACACCGAGCCGUACAACAGCGUCCUGCUGGACUCCAGGAAAUUCAACAGCGUCCUGGACUACAAGCAAUUCUACAGCGUCCUACUGGUCUUCUAAAUGUACAGCAGCAGCGUCGCCGUAAUGUUGUAACUAACCAAUUUCCACAAGGAUACUAGUCGGCUGACGUUCUCUGGGAUGAUAGCAAGUUUCAGGCUAACGACAUUCAGAUGCUGACAUAUUACCUCUAUUUACCCGAUGCACUCGCUCUGUGUCGUAUCAAGCCCCAUGCUAUUAUUCAAAUCUUGUUGCUUUCCGUGGACGCCAGUAGUAUGAUAAUUAAGAAAUCUGUAUAACCUUUUUUUUAAAACUGAAAGAAAUCGUGAAGCUGUGUCUUCAACUGCUCUGCAGACACAUAUCGAUUCAAACCCGGAAUUUGAGUUUCAUCUUUUUUCGAUUAGACUUAAACUAGUCGCUUAUUUUCCUUUUCACAAGUUAAUUUUCAUAUUAACUUUUAGUAAUUUCUCACAUUUUGGUGUGAACGAAUUAACAAUCAAGAUUAAGAUUUAAUUUUUUUGAAACCGCUUAACAGUUUUCUUUUUUGUGAUUACCAUGCUUAUCCUGUUGAAUAUGUUGAUCAAGACUUUUGUAAUGGUUGUCUAUUUUUGAUCUCAUGAGAGAAAACGUGUUCAACAAAUCUGAAGUUCAAUAAAUAAUCAAGCUUAA